AUGCCGAGACCAUCGAGAGACUCUUACGGAGACCAGAAGCCCCCAUACUCUUAUAUUGCCCUUACUGCGAUGGCGAUUCAAUCCGCCCCCGAUAAAAUGAUGACCUUGGCGGAGAUUUACAAGUUCAUCAUGGACCGCUUUCCCUAUUAUCGAAAAAACACGCAGCGAUGGCAGAACUCGCUCCGGCACAAUUUGUCCUUCAACGAUUGCUUCAUCAAGAUCCCCCGCCGAGCUGAUAAGCCUGGUAAGGGUUCCUACUGGUCUCUCCACCCAAGCUGCGGCGAUAUGUUCGAAAAUGGCUCGUUUCUUCGCCGACGAAAGCGAUUCAAGACCGUUGGGGGAAAACGGGUCGCGAUUGACGACGGCUCACCAGAAGCUUCACCUCUGAAACCCGCUGCCCCUUCUUCUCUCAACUCCCCGUACUCACUUUCAAACUACGAAAAUAGCACCAUGCAAAAGCCUCCAAUUGGAAUGUCCAUUCUUCCGAAGCUCUCCGAAAUCGCUCCUCCUCCAGCGCCAGAAAGUCCGCACUCUAAUUCGUCCGAGAAGAAGUCCUUCUCGAUCGAAUCACUAAUGAACCCAGGGUCUCUUCCAGCUCCAAAUCCAAUGAUUCCUAUUCCUCAGAUGCCCAUGCCAAUGCCUGGCACUCUCUUGCCGAACCCAGCGAUGCCAGGAAACGGCGCUACACAAUCGCCGGGACUUUCGAUGCCGCUCGAGAUGUCGUUGAUUUACCAAAAAGCAAUGAUCCAGCAGCGGCUGCAGCAGCAACAAGCGCUAAUGGCCGCACAACUCCAACUUAGCCAGCUUCAACGAGCUCAAACGAUGCUGCCGACUUCGAGUCCUCUUCCCAUUCCGACUAUUCCCGCGCAUCCUUUCCCAGUCGCUUCCUCCGCGAGUCCAGCGAUAACGCAGCAAGCACAGGCCCUACAACAUCUCCUAGAGGUCCAGAAACGCGCCCGCGCCAUCCUCGAAAGUCAGAAAAUCCAGCUACAGCUAAAGAACUCCUCUCCUGGCGCAGGAAGCCUAGAUUCCUUCACCGCCAGUGGCAGCGCAUCGAGCGGCAGCAACUCCGACCCGGAAGAAACGAUCGUCGAAGUCAAAUGCGAAAAUUCCAUUGCCGCCAUUUGA
Molecule: messenger RNA, 1128 nt
Organism: Oikopleura dioica
Lineage: Eukaryota; Metazoa; Chordata; Appendicularia; Copelata; Oikopleuridae
Source: the annotation of a GenBank genome assembly